AUGACUCUGCCAAGCAAGAAUGAUAACACGACCGUUGUGGCCGUUGUCCCAGUCCCGGAGUACGACACAGCUGGCCAUGAAGCAACCAGCUUGUACCCAUCAGUCCCCACCAGCAACACAAGCACUCCAUAUUCUUCAACCACAAAGCUUGCCUUGGCCGCUCCAACAUGCCCAGACGGAGGUGUUGUGGCCUGGGCGCAGGUCCUCGCGGGCUUCCUCAUGAACGCCGUCGGAUGGGGUUAUCCUGCAACAUUUGGCAUGUACCAGCUGCACUACGUCAGCAACCUCGGCCUGCCGGGCAGCCAGGUCGCCUGGGUCGGUAGCGUGCAGACGUUCCUGGCCUAUGCGCUCUGCGUCGUCGCGGGCAGGCUCGCUGACGCUGGGUAUAUCCGGUCGACGGUCUCAGUCGGCUCUGUGUUCGUGGUGGUGGGCACCUUGGCUACCAGCUGGGCUGUCAAGUACUGGCAGAUCCUGCUGGCCCAGGGUCUUUGCACUGGCUUGGGACUCGGUCUGAUCACGACCCCAACGUUGACAGUUUUGACGGUAAUUGCUCAACAAGUAGCACAAAUGUCCCCGACCACGUGCGUGGCCCUUCUCAUGAUCAACUCGGCCGUGGGCAUCCCCAUCCGUCCCCUGUCCGGAAUGAUCGCAGACCGCUUCCCUCGCAUCCUCGGGCCCGUGAACAUGUUUGCCAUCACUACGCUCCUCGUCGGCGCGUCGCUCCUGGCAUGGAUAGCCGCGAGCACGUCCGUGGACAUGUACAUCUUCGCCGUUGGCUUCGGAGUUGUCAACGGAGCCUCCCAGAGCGUAUGGCCCGGGGCGCUCAUCAGCAUCACCCCGGACCCCAAGAGGCUUGGCGUCCGCUACGGCAUGCUCUGCGUCUUUGCCGCCCUGGCCACCCUCGUCGGCCCGCCCAUCGCCGCGGCCAUCGUCGACGCUGCCGCCCGCGGGGGUGGCAACGGCUUCAUGCCUGCGCAGGCGUGGGCUGGUGCCCUUGCUCUUGUUUCUGGUGUCAUUGCGUUUGGGGCGAGGCCCAACCCCCUUCCCAAGUCCGAGGUUGACGAGAAGGUCUAA
This is a messenger RNA of Pyricularia pennisetigena, 1074 nucleotides long. RefSeq lists its product as uncharacterized. Gene Ontology annotation, cellular component: fungal-type vacuole membrane. Bases 1 to 1074 code for a protein of 357 amino acids. The record is from RefSeq and is a predicted model, not a curated record. Lineage: Eukaryota; Fungi; Ascomycota; Sordariomycetes; Magnaporthales; Pyriculariaceae. The transcript is spliced from 2 exons.